AUAGCCUCUACUCCCCCUCAAUUCCCCCGUUUACUGACAUUGAUUUGAAAACACAUUCUCAAAAUGUCUGACAUCCACCGUGCCAGCACCACUGCUCCGGUCAACAUCGCAGUAAUCAAGUACUGGGGAAAGCGUGACCCAAAGCUAAAUCUCCCCACCAACUCUUCCCUUAGCGUGACCCUUGCGCAGUCCGACCUCCGCACCCACACCACAGCUUCUUGCUCUUCUAGCUACCCGAAAGAAGACACCCUUCUUCUCAAUGGCCAGUCUCAAGAUGUCUCUGGCGCCAGAACCCAAGCAUGCUUCAGGGAAUUGAGGGCGCUGAGGAGAGAGCUCGAGGCAAAGGACUCGAGCCUGCCCAAGUUGGCCGAUCUCCCCCUCCGUAUCGUUUCUGAGAACAACUUCCCCACCGCUGCUGGAUUGGCCAGUUCAGCCGCUGGUUUUGCAGCACUUGUCCGCGCAAUUGCCAACCUAUACGAGCUUCCAGCCUCGCCCACAGAACUCUCCCGCAUCGCUCGUCAAGGCUCGGGCUCAGCAUGCCGAUCGCUCUUUGGCGGAUACGUAGGCUGGGAGCAAGGCUCUGCGGCGGACGGCAGUGACAGUGUAGCUUUCCAGGUCGCACCUGCAAGCCAUUGGCCAAACAUGCGUGCCGUCGUUCUGGUCGUCAGUGCAGCAAAGAAGGGUGUGUCGAGCACCACUGGUAUGCAAACCACAGUCGCAACUUCGAGUCUCUUCCAGUCAAGAGCCAGCGAGACGGUACCAAGGCGCAUGAAGGAAAUGCAGGACGCCAUCCAGAACAAGGACUUUGAGGCAUUCGGCAAGGUCACCAUGAUGGACAGCAACUCUUUCCACGCUACCUGCCUCGACACAUUCCCACCCAUCUUCUACCUCAAUGACGUUUCCCGCGCUGCUAUCAAGGUUGUUGAGAGCAUCAACGCAGCGGCAGGCAAGAUCAUUGCAGCAUACACUUUUGACGCGGGUCCAAACGCCGUUGUGUACUACCUCGAGGAGAACGAAAAGGAGGUAGCGGGUCUCUUCAAGACCAUCCUCAACGAGAAGGAUGGAUGGCAAGGUCAGAGGGGACAGGCUGUCCGAGCCAACGCAGAGGCUCUUGAGAAGGUCAAGUCUGAGGCUGGACCUGCUAUUGCUUUGCUAGAGGAAGGUGUCAGCAGGGUUAUCUUGACGGGUGUUGGUGAGGGACCAGUCAGGACUGAGGAGAGUCUGAUUGACGAGAAGGGCGAGCCUGUCAAGAGCGGCUAGAGUUUUGACUCUCGGUAAAGAGGUCUGAGAAUAUAGAGCACAAUGUCAUCCAACCCAGCUAAUACUGAGCCUGUCCCUUUUGUG
Bipolaris maydis ATCC 48331 is the source of this 1344-nucleotide messenger RNA. Its product is annotated as GHMP kinase. The record is from RefSeq and is a predicted model, not a curated record. Lineage: Eukaryota; Fungi; Ascomycota; Dothideomycetes; Pleosporales; Pleosporaceae. Gene Ontology annotation, biological process: isopentenyl diphosphate biosynthetic process, mevalonate pathway; isoprenoid biosynthetic process. Gene Ontology annotation, cellular component: cytosol. Gene Ontology annotation, molecular function: diphosphomevalonate decarboxylase activity; ATP binding.